AACUUCCUGUGUGCAGGGAGACUGUGCUGUGAGCUCCCACAGAGAGAGAAAGAGGGAGAGAGUCUGCCUGUUAUUGUUUACGGUCAGACUCAUGUAAAGUAGGUCAUGGAAAAGGGAAGCUCACUCAGCCACUCACUCAGCUGUCGUCUAACAACCAAGCAGCGAUAGGUGGAGCAGCAUCUCUGCGGUGUUGUCAGUAAUUUUACGUUGAGUGCUGGUCGUGAACAACAGGCAGCAGCUGGACUGAUGCUGUUCCUCUAACAUCUAGACUAAACCUGAACUAACUGUCAGGUUCUUCUACCGGCGAGACGGUGAGUAGGUGCCAUGUCCAGACGAAGCAGGAACAGUCGUGCAUGGAGAUAUGUCUGGGGUGGGAUACGGCGGGACGCUGAUGCCCGGGCACUUGUGUUGGCCUCUGAAAGCGAGGAUUGGAGCUAUGACCGCCUAGAGUACAGUGAUUCAGACUCUGAGGCGGACUUUUCAGCAGUGAUGGUCCCUCCAGUCCCCAGUGCAGUGCCUGUCACAGGAGAGUCCUACUGUGGCUGCGAUUCGCAGGCUGAGACCAGCUACAACCCUCGUCUGCGAGGAUUUCACCAAGUUAAAGACUGCCACUGUGGAGAGGAUGACCAAGAGUUUGACUGGGUGUGGGAUGCCAACAGCCGAUCAACGGCAACAUUACUGAGCUGCGAAAAUCGCAAAGUGAACUUCCACUCUGAAUACAGCUGUGGUACAGCUGCGAUCCGUGGGUCCAAAGAGCUGGCUGAGGGGCAGCACUUCUGGGAAAUCAAGAUGACUUCCCCAGUGUAUGGAACAGACAUGAUGGUUGGCAUUGGUACCUCUGAUGUCAACCUUGAUAAAUACAGACACACCUUCUGUAGCCUGCUUGGAAAAGAUGCAGACAGCUGGGGUCUUUCUUACACUGGCUUGUUGCAUCAUAAAGGAGACAAGAUGAACUUCUCCUCUCGGUUCGGACAGGGGUCCAUCAUCGGAGUCCAUCUGGACACGUGGCACGGCACACUUACUUUCUUCAAGAAUCGAAAGUGUAUAGGUGUUGCUGCCACAGAGCUACAGAAUAAGAGGUUUUAUCCAAUGGCAUGCUCCACAGCAGCGAAAAGCAGCAUGAAGGUGAUCAGGUCCUGCUCCGCGCCCACCUCCCUGCUGUACCUCUGCUGCGCUCGCCUUCGCCAGCUGCUGCCGGAUUGUAUAGACACCCUGGACGUGUUGCCACUGCCGCCGGGCCUUCGUCAGCUGCUCCACAACAAACUGGGUUGGGUGCUCAGCCUCAACAGCAGCACCACAGAAGAAACCCCGGAUGGGCCCGAGCGCCCUUCACGAUCGCCUGUCCCUCCCUUGGCUGGACCGUCCUCCUCUGAGAGCGACUCGGAGGGUUGUACGUCUGACCCCGAAGCCUGUCAGAGGAAAAGAUGCCGCUGGACAUGACUGGAUGGCUCGAAUCCUACCUCCUCUUAAAACACUGGCAGAGGUUACUGCUUUACGGCAUCUAAUCUAGUUUUACUUACCUGCCUCAAGCUUUCCUCAACAUCAGUGUUACACCGUAGUGAAGAAAAAUAACCAGGAUCGGUCGAGCAGAGAGCGCGGUAUGUAGUUGGAAAACUGUGAGGGCAGUAUUUCUGCCUCCACGUUUUAUUACUGUGAUCUUCUCUCAUGCCAUUCACAUGUCUUCAUGCUCAUCAUACACUCGGAAUCCAAAACCAGCUUGAGUAAUAAGUCAAAAGAUAUGGUGUCAUUUUGUUACUAGGAAAAUUUGUCGCAGAUCUGCUGCCUUUCAUAAAUGGGGAUUAGUGAGUGGUACAGUAAACUGUACAGUGUGACACUGAUGUAAAGUAUGACCGUAUUUUGGUGGUCAUCGUGGUAUAUUUGCAAAAAGGGGGUUUCAGAAAUGAGAGACUGUAUAGGUAUUUUCUGUGUUUUUUAUCUUGUAUGCAAAUAAUGUAUAUUGUUCUCGAGCUAAAGGCUAUCCAAGCAUUAUCAAAGUAAUCUGUUACCUGUUGUACUGGCAUCUGUGAUUUUCUUUUAGGGUCUCCAAAGUGAGAAUCAGUUGGUCCUCUUUAUUUCUUACCUACAGGUCACAGCUCUAAAUCUAAAACUUAAGCUGUCAAAAAUGUUAGAAGGUGAAAUCAACCUGAGCGCAGUUUGCAGCUUUUACUCCUCUGACAGUGAAAUUAUUCCUUUUUGUCUUUUGUGGAACAGCCAGCAUUUCCAAACAACUCAUGAACGUCUUUUCAAAGCCUCCACUCAAAAGUCAUGCUAAUUGUUUGUAGAGACUAUGGAUUUCCUCUUUUCCACAAGAUGUAAGCAGCAGUACAUUGCUCAGUGUAGCUCUUUUAAAUCUAUCGUGAGACUAAUAUGUCACUCAAAUGAGACUGCCGCACAUUUUAAGUAACAUUUCACCACUGUUACGCCUUUAUUGUUUUUUUUUUAAAGAACUUUUUAAAAAGUUAAUUUAUUUGAAUGACAGAAAAGAGAUUAUGAGCAGUUUUAACAAGAUUUUUUUUUUUGUUUAUGCAAUGGCAUUUUUUUUGGUUUUCCCCCAAGGCCUUGUUCCAUCCUUUUCCUUAACAGCUCAGUAUGCUUGUAGAAACUUCUUGCACUGUUCCUGCAAAAAUAGACUACUUUCAGCCCUCUGUGUAUGUUUCUAACAGUUAUAUAUAUAUAUUUUAAAUAUUGCUUUUUACGACUAAAAACACAGUUUAAAUGUUGCUCUCUGACCAGACAUUUUACAACCACCUUACAGGCGCUCAGUGGUGUUAAAAGAUCAAUUUAUGUAUUAAUUGAGGACUGAGGAGGGGAACAUUACCCCUGGAUCAGAUGUAUAAUUAAUUAUUUGUUUCAGUUUCUUCAGAGUACCAAACCAUUACAAUGUAUAGUAUAACAGUGCUUGACCAAGGUGUUGGAGCUACACAGUUUACCAACUGUGUUCACUCCUCAAGGUCUUGGUUUAAGUAGAUAUACACAAAGAUUUAAGGUACUAUGCAAUACAAGCGUUUUCUGUGAUAAUGGUUGUCAGAAGCAACGGGUGUAUCGGGUUGCCAUUAUGGAGACUGUGGCACAAUGACAGUGGUGAUGGUACCAGAGGACCACGCUCAUCAGUCAUGAGUAGUGUCAUGACGCACUUAAUUCUGUCCAGAAACCCCACUCUGUAGAUCAGUAGUGUAACAAAAAGAGGUUAGUCGUAAUCCAGCAGAUGUAUUUUUUUGACUUCUUUCACUGUAUUUGUCUUCACAUCGAUGCAUCCAGGCACUUUUUCUUACUGUCAUACUGUAAAUAGGAAAAUUCUAAGUGUUUCUUCUAUACCAUGUCAUAUUAAUAAUACUGUAUGUGAAGGCCUUUACUGGUCUUUUUCUGUAUAACUGAUCAGCAUGAUUUUCAGCUGAAAAUAAAAUGAAUGCUAAAUAUGCACAAAGGA
Messenger RNA from Lates calcarifer (barramundi perch), 3427 nucleotides. It is a transcript of the gene spsb3a, whose product is annotated as splA/ryanodine receptor domain and SOCS box containing 3a. Bases 325 to 1440 code for a protein of 371 amino acids. Gene Ontology annotation, cellular component: SCF ubiquitin ligase complex. Lineage: Eukaryota; Metazoa; Chordata; Actinopteri; Centropomidae. Gene Ontology annotation, molecular function: protein binding. Gene Ontology annotation, biological process: proteasome-mediated ubiquitin-dependent protein catabolic process. The record is from RefSeq and is a predicted model, not a curated record. The transcript is spliced from 7 exons.